AUGUUGGACUCGAUUGCAGGCCAGUUCCCAUACCAGGUGUCACUACAGUAUUACUCCGGCGGCUGGAUACACUACUGCGGCGGGACCAUCCUGGACGAGAACCACGUGCUCACCGCUGGUCAAUGCCACCCUGUCCCCGGGGAUUUGGCUGUCGCUGGUAUCACCGACCUCCUGUCUCCAGGAUUCGAAGUUCAAGCGAGGACCAUUACCCGGGUUGUCCCGCAUCCAGAAUACUUUGGGUCUGUCACGUUUCUCUCUUUUCAGACGCUUUAAGCUGGAUGUCUUGCGUCAA
Molecule: messenger RNA, 292 nt
Organism: Darwinula stevensoni
Lineage: Eukaryota; Metazoa; Arthropoda; Ostracoda; Podocopida; Darwinulidae
Source: the annotation of a GenBank genome assembly